Molecule: messenger RNA, 3674 nt
Organism: Oryzias latipes (Japanese medaka)
Lineage: Eukaryota; Metazoa; Chordata; Actinopteri; Beloniformes; Adrianichthyidae
Gene: st14
Product: ST14 transmembrane serine protease matriptase
Biological process (GO): proteolysis
Molecular function (GO): serine-type endopeptidase activity; protein binding
Source: RefSeq, a predicted model, not a curated record
UUCAUUAAACAGCUGCAGAUACAAUGGGCGUGGCCACCUCCCAGGUGUGUCAGGUGGCUUUGCUUUCAAAACCCAUGACGUAAUUCAGGCGAAACUUUGCUCCAAACGCGUUUUAGCGGCGGAUCCACAUCCGCACUCACAGGAACGAGGACUUACCGAAAGGGGAGCGGUUGUUUUGGGUCACUGUCGUUGGCCCCCCCACUUAUCUCGAUCCUAACCAUGGAUGCAGCCAGAUAUUAUAACGGUAAUCGUGAUGAGCGAUUAGACUUUAUAACCAACAAAGAGAAAAAACCUUCAAGUCGGAAAUAUGGGAUCAUAAUUGGUGUUCUUGUGGCAGUCCUCAUCAUUGCUGCUGUCAUUGGUAUUCUUGUUUGGUUUUUUGCUUUCAAAGAAAAAGACAAGCCUUCCAGUCGGUCCACACGUGUCUUCAGUGGGCACAUGAAGCUGGCUCAGGUGAAAUAUGACGAAAAGCUGGAAGACACCAGCAGCCAAGAGUUCCAGGACUUUGCAGAAAAACUGCAGGAGAAGCUGAAGACGCUUUACCAGACAGAUCCACUACUCGCCAAAUAUUACACUAAAUCUGUUGUUACGGCAUUCAGUGAAGGGGUAAUGGCCUAUUACUGGUCCCAAUUUGAUAUUCCAGCGACUGACUAUGAGAUAGUGCCGGAGUUCUCAGAGGAGCGGAUUUUGGAUGCGUUGGAAAGUGGCAUCGAGCAGCAGAGCAGGGCAAUCCAGCUAAGUGAUGUCAAGAUCACUAAUAUCACAGCUUCGGCCACAGACUGGCGCAUGGCCAGGAUGCCCACUGCAGAGGAGUGUUUUUACCGCUUGGAGGCAGAAGAUGUAGAGAAAAUGUUUCAAUCUCCGGGGUACCCCAGUGGCAACGACCCCAAUUCUCGAUGCCAGUGGCAAAUCCGAGCAUCGGAAGAGAACACCAUAACUGUCAAUUUUCUUGAUUUCAACAUUAAAGACGACUGCGCCAACGACUUUGUUUCCAUUUUUGACUCGUUGAGCCCGGAUUACUCUCAGGCCAUCACAAAGCAGUGUGGACAAAGGCCUCCUUCCAACCCCCUGGCGGUCGUCUCAUCUGGCAAUAUUAUGCUAAUUAACUUAAUUACCGACAGUUCUGUCCAGAAGCCUGGUUUUAAUGCAACCUACAAAAUAAUCCCCCAGACUGAAGCUAAAACGUGUGGAGGUAUCCUGUCUGAAAGUGAAGGAAAUUUCACUUCUCCGCUUCACCCUAAAUUCUAUCCUCCUGCUGUGGACUGCACGUGGACCAUCAAGGUACCUGAUGGGAGUAAAGUACGUUUAAAAUUCAACAUGUUCCGCAUGAAAGAACCUGGAGUUGAUGUCAACAUUUGUCACAAAGACUAUUUGGAAAUAAUGGGCAAAAAGUACUGUGGAGAAAUGUCGUCUUUGUCUUUGACCAGUGAUACCAACAUACUUGAAGUGAAGUUUCAUUCUGAUGAGUCUUACACCGACAAAGGCUUUAAUGCAGAGUACACAGCCUACGAUCCCAAUAACCCUUGUCCCAAACAGUUCUUCUGUAACACCAGCAUUUGCAUUUCAAAUGCCCUUAAAUGUGACGGCUGGAAUGACUGUGGCGACAUGAGUGAUGAGACGGAUUGCAAAUGUGAUAAACAUCAGUUCAGAUGUGCCAACGGUUUAUGCAAACCUGAUUUAUGGGUGUGCGAUACCGUGGAUGACUGUGGAGAUAGAAGCGAUGAAGCACAAUGUGGUUGUGAGGCGAAUCAGUGGCGCUGUGCAAACGGUGAUUGUCUGCCCCAGGAUGUUAUUUGCAACGGAAAGAAGGACUGUGAAGAUGGAAGCGAUGAGUCCUCCUGUGAAAAUGCUAGAGGUGUGUGCACCAUUUUCAGCUUUAAGUGUGCCAACCAGAUGUGUGUCAACAAAGUAAACGCUGAAUGUGACCGUGUCAUGGACUGCUCUGAUAACUCGGAUGAGGAACACUGCGAUUGUGGCAUCAGGCCCUACAAGCUCAAUCGCAUCGUUGGUGGGCAGGAUGCUGAACUUGGAGAGUGGCCCUGGCAAGUCAGUCUUCACUUCAAGACCCAGGGACACGUUUGUGGGGCCUCGAUCAUUUCUAACAAGUGGCUCCUCUCGGCCAGCCACUGCUUUAAAUACAACGCCGAAUACGAAGAUCCAGCUAACUGGAUCACAUACAGUGGCUUGCAGAACCAGCUUACAUUUAAUACUGCACAGCGUCGCAGAGUGAAGAGGAUCAUCACACACACGGGCUACAAUGACAUAACUUAUGACUAUGACAUUGCCUUGAUGGAGCUCAUGGAGCCACUGGAGUUCAGCAAAACUGUUCAACCCAUUUGCCUGCCUGCUUCCACCCACAUCUUCCCCCCCGGCAUGUCCUGCUGGGUCACAGGCUGGGGCACGGUUAGAGAACAAGGUCUUCUUGCAAAAACUUUGCAAAAGGCUUCAGUGAAAAUGAUAAAUGACACAGUGUGUCAAAAAUAUUUGUCAAACUCACUUACCACAAGGAUGCUCUGCAGUGGCUACCUGUCUGGAGGAAUUGAUGCAUGUCAAGGAGACUCUGGAGGCCCCCUAUCCUGCUUUGAGGAGAGUGGGAAGUGGUUCCAGGCUGGCAUUGUGAGCUGGGGCGAGGGCUGUGCCCGUCAAAACAAGCCCGGUGUGUACACGCGCGUCACCUCACUGAGAGACUGGAUUAAAACUUACUCAGGCGUUUGAUGAAGAUGCAAUGAGCAUGGAGGGAUGCAGAUGAGAGAUCAUCAGAGUGCUGGGAAUUGUGGUUACAGAACAUUUUGAUUUGCAACAGGUCGAUCGUGGAGCACAGCUGCAGGAAUGGCUUCAAGCACUUUUGUUAGUUGCCAACUCUCUCAGGACUUCAGCAAACAAUUUUAACAAUUUUAUUUAAUUUAAUUUUAUUUUUUGAGGCAGUCCUAAACUCCAUGAAGAGUUUAACUUGUUUCUAAAUUUUAAAGGAAGUACAAAGAUGAUAUAUGUAUAUAGUUUGAAAUCGCUUUUUUCUUCUUUGUGCAGUUUUACUUUUUAAACUUAAAAUAGAUCUGCUUUUAGGUGUGUGCGAUUAAGAGUCCAAACUUUGGACACAAGUUAGAUAGAAAAGUGAUGAACGGAUGUAGAUGAUUUUAUAUUUUUAUAGUUUUUUUUCCAACAUACAUCCUUAAAGAUCAACAAAGAUGAAACAUAUUUAUGUACGAAUUUUAAUACCUAUUUUUUCUAAAAUACCUGACUAUCGUUAGCUAGCUAGAAUGGAGGCUGGAAAAAAAACUUUAAUCAUCCUUUAUCGGUCCAAAACCGAACGGCCAGCAGUAUUCAGCAUUUAGGGAAGGUGUAGACACUACAACAAAACAAAAUAUGUUUUCACUGACCUAAUUUGAUCUGUAAGUAUACUUUUAUAUUUUUUUUUUUCGAAAGAUUGUAUUUAAUUGGGUGAAAGGCAGAUUUACAUGAACUAAUAUUUGAUUGAAUAUACAUUAGUUUAUAAGGAGAUCUCUAAAUUGUACAAAGUCUGCUGCAAGCUCUGAAUAAGCCAGACAUUUUAGAAGACAAUUUUACCAUGACUAAAAUUUUUAUAUAUUUUUUUCUGUACACAGUUUUUAAAAAUGUGUUUUAUUUGAACAGACUAUCGACAAUAAAGUUAUUUUAUCUGAUGGCGUCCCACCUAA